AUGAGCACCGCCAAGACGUCGUGGCCGGAGGUGGUGGGUUGGCCGGCGGCGCAGGCCGUGACUCAGGUCGGCACCGACAGGCCCGACGUCGCCAUCGAGGUGCUCCCAUACGGCACCAGCGUGGCCCCUGGGUUCAACGGAGAGCGGGUCCGUGUCUUCUUCGAUGGGACUGGCAGCGUUGCCGGCACUCCAUACGUUGGUUAG
Messenger RNA from Triticum turgidum subsp. durum (durum wheat), 204 nucleotides. The record is from the annotation of a GenBank genome assembly. Lineage: Eukaryota; Viridiplantae; Streptophyta; Magnoliopsida; Poales; Poaceae.